AUGGAGACUCGGGAGCAACCUGAGGAGGAACAGAGCAACCCAAGAGGAAAUCUCGUUCUAAAUCAGAGGGAAAGUGGAGAGGAGCAAGAUGUGAAGUAUGAGUUGAAACCCGUCAAGUGCACAAACUGUAAAGGCUAUGGGCAUGAAAUGAAAGAAUGCAGGAAGCCAAUAGAGAAGAUAUGGCAAAAGAGGAAAGAGGAGAUACAAAAGGAAGAAACUGUGACAGAGUUAACAACCAGAACAUCCAAGACAAACAAAGGGAAAGAAGUAGUUCAAAGUCCAGGAAACAGUGUUCUCAAGCAGAAACAAUCUCCAAGUAACUUUGGAAGAAAUGUAGAAAGUAGUAUACAAAAGAGAGAUAAUACAGACUCUAGUGGAAGUAUUAGAAUACUAAAUCACAAAAGUGAAAAGGUUAAUGAAGUGAGUGCUUACCCGAGUUUUGCUGCAUUUCUCGGUAAGCUUGAGUGCUUGUGCCGGGGCUUUGCUGCAUUUCUUGGUAAAGCCGGUUGCCUGACCCGAGUUUUGCUACAUUUCUAUGUCAAGUUGGCUGCUUGUUCCGGGUACUCUGAUUGCCGGGUUUUGCUGAGUGCUUUUCCCGGGUUGAGGCGUGUGGUUGUCCCGGGUCUUCUUGUACUGAGAAAGAGGGCCAGUGACAAUUCUGGUAUCAGAGCCCCAGAGGCGACCGCUGAGAAGAUACAGCGCAUCCUUGGAAAAGCACUUAAUGAUAUUGCUGACUGUGUUGAAGCCUUAGAGAGACGAGUUAGUGGUGAAGGUACGUCUUCCUCCGGCUUGGGGAGAGACGAUGCCUUGGAGUCGGUUAAACAAGACGUGCUCAUCCUCAAGAGAACGAUAGAGGAAUGCAGCACAUGGGUGGAGCGGGAAGAGGAUCAAAGAAUGGUUGAGUCACUGGUUCAAGAUGUGGCGUUGCUAAAACGGGCACUAGCGUGUGGCAUGCCCGUUGGUGAAGAAGUUGCCCCUAAGGCUGAGUAUAAGUCGGGUUCCAACACCGGUGAAGCGAAGAAAGGACGGAAGGAUAGUAAAUCCAAGGACCGUGGGAAGGCUAACAAGCAAUUUGCGAAGAAGACUGAUGCCGGUAAGUCUUCUUCCUCUAAUGAGCAGCAAAAGAAGAGAACCGGGUGCUUCAAAUGCGAUGGCCCGCAUAUGGCAUGGGACCGCCCUUACCAGGAGAAGAUCAACGCUAUCAUUGCAGGGGAAGCUGAGGAAACGGUCCCGCCCCGGUUGAAUCCUAUGAAGUUGCUGUAUGCAAUCACAAUGGUAUAG
Oldenlandia corymbosa var. corymbosa is the source of this 1281-nucleotide messenger RNA. The record is from the annotation of a GenBank genome assembly. NCBI's taxonomy places the organism in Eukaryota, Viridiplantae, Streptophyta, Magnoliopsida, Gentianales, Rubiaceae.